UGUUCAUUCGUUCUAGAGCGCGGCCUAAGUCAUUCAGCAACAUCCGCUGAAUCUGACGACUAUGGAAAGGGAGUAUUCUACUAUGGCGAACGCGUAAACUGUCAAACGGUGUAAACAAUCCCAAUCAAAACAAACCGCGCAGCGUACGGCAAAGCAACGAAUAGAAUUUGGAUACUGGUCGUUAAAUAUAGCGGUUUUACAAUGAAAACGUGUCGUGCUUGUCUGCAGAAGGAAGCAGAUGAAUAUUGUUCGAUUUUUAAGAAAAUCAACCAGGCGACUCUUGACGAAAUGUUUCAUUCGCUUACCGGUAUAAGAGUUUCCCGAGGUGACGGUUUGCCCGAUUGUGUCUGCCAGGAGUGUUCCGAUUUUAUUGUAAUGUGUAACAACUUUCGGAAAAAAUGUUUAAAGUCAGACGUACAGCUGCGGGCUCUCCUUCCCACGGAGGAUAGCGAGGGGGAACAUUUCCAAACCACGCAAGACAGCGAACGCCAAAGUGUUCAAGAAACGGACUGUUCGGAAGAGAAUCCUCUAACAGAAGAGGAAUGCCAGCUAGUUAUCAAAGAUCAUGCAGAUAUAUAUGAAGAAGAUUUAUGUUCUGAAACAGAAAUUUUGGUAGAACAACUGGAUGUAGAAGAUGGGAAAAGUAUCAUAGAACAGACAGCUGACCAUGAAUCGUACUACGAGCUUUAUGAUGUUGUGGAGGAUGUUGAAUUUGGUGAAAUAGAAGCGCUUAAUGAAUGUGAAGAUGAUGAUUCACAGGAUGCAAUAAUAGAACGCAUCGAAAGCAGACAGGAAACCCAUGAAUCCUCCGUGGACGACCCGGUAGAAAGUACGGUUCAAGCCACCGAGUUCGUUGUUGAGUGCUGCGGCUGUCCUGGUGUGCAGUUCCCUUCCGCUGACGAGCUGAAGCAACACACCGCCCAAGUGCACGAAAACGAACGAAUCCUCACCAACCUACGGCCCUACGAGUGCGACAUUUGCUACAAACGCUUCAUCAGCCAUGCUGCCCUAUCCAAGCACCAGGCCGCACCGUAUCGCAAGAAAAAGUAUGGUUGCCAAACCUGCGGCGCUAGCUUCUGCAGUCGCAGUGCUCUACACGGCCACACCAACAGUGCACACACGCGCGACCGUAAGUACGUGUGCGACGUGUGUCAGAAAGGGUUCUACACCAGCAGUACGAUGCUGUCGCACCGGCAGAUACACGGCGAAAAGAAGUACCAAUGCAGCACGUGCGCGAAAAAGUUUCUGCGCCAGUCGGACCUGCUGAGCCACCAGAUGACCCACUCCGACGAGCGACCGUACGGUUGUGGCGAGUGUGAGAUGCGUUUUAAGUGCCGUAGCCACCUGCGCGAUCAUCAAACCGUGCACACGGGCGAACGUACGAAGAAGUGUAGGAUUUGCGGGAAAGGAUUUGGUACGUACGGCGAUCGGCGUGUGCACGAGUUGCGGCACGAAAAUGUACAUCCCUUCAAGUGUGGCUAUUGCAGCAAAACGUACGGCCGGAACUACAAGCUGCAGGUGCACAUACGGAAAGAGCAUACCAAGGAGCGUCCGUUUGCGUGUAGUGAUUGUCCGGAACGUUUCUUCCAACGGUGGGAAAUGUUGGGCCAUCAGAGGGUUGAGCACGGCAAGAUGGAAGGCAUCGAGAGCGUCGAACUGGAGACGGAGUUGCAUGAUACCUUCACCUGUAACUACACCACGCUGGAGGAGCUGCUGAAGAUGAACUGGAGCUCGGCAGAAAAUUCCACGCAAAAGUGGACAUUUUUCGAGCAACUUACGCUGGAAGAUCCUGUGCAAGUGACCGCAAGAAGAAUACUGCUAUCGAACCAAGGUGUGCUGUGUUUGGGCAUCAUACAGGAGUUUUACAGAAUAAUCCCAAUCAAAACAAACCGCGCAGCGUACGGCAAAGCAACGAAUAGAAUUUGGAUACUGGUCGUUAAAUAUAGCGGUUUUACAAUGAAAACGUGUCGUGCUUGUCUGCAGAAGGAAGCAGAUGAAUAUUGUUCGAUUUUUAAGAAAAUCAACCAGGCGACUCUUGACGAAAUGUUUCAUUCGCUUACCGGUAUAAGAGUUUCCCGAGGUGACGGUUUGCCCGAUUGUGUCUGCCAGGAGUGUUCCGAUUUUAUUGUAAUGUGUAACAACUUUCGGAAAAAAUGUUUAAAGUCAGACGUACAGCUGCGGGCUCUCCUUCCCACGGAGGAUAGCGAGGGGGAACAUUUCCAAACCACGCAAGACAGCGAACGCCAAAGUGUUCAUGAAACGGACUGUUCGGAAGAGAAUCCUCUAACAGAAGAGGAAUGCCAGCUAGUUAUCAAAGAUCAUGCAGAUAUAUAUGAAGAAGAUUUAUGUUCUGAAACAGAAAUUUUGGUAGAACAACUGGAUGUAGAAGAUGGGAAAAGUAUCAUAGAACAGACAGCUGACCAUGAAUCGUACUACGAGCUUUAUGAUGUUGUGGAGGAUGUUGAAUUUGGUGAAAUAGAAGCGCUUAAUGAAUGUGAAGAUGAUGAUUCACAGGAUGCAAUAAUAGAACGCAUCGAAAGCAGACAGGAAACCCAUGAAUCCUCCGUGGACGACCCGGUAGAAAGUACGGUUCAAGCCACCGAGUUCGUUGUUGAGUGCUGCGGCUGUCCUGGUGUGCAGUUCCCUUCCGCUGACGAGCUGAAGCAACACACCGCCCAAGUGCACGAAAACGAACGAAUCCUCACCAACCUACGGCCCUACGAGUGCGACAUUUGCUACAAACGCUUCAUCAGCCAUGCUGCCCUAUCCAAGCACCAGGCCGCACCGUAUCGCAAGAAAAAGUAUGGUUGCCAAACCUGCGGCGCUAGCUUCUGCAGUCGCAGUGCUCUACACGGCCACACCAACAGUGCACACACGCGCGACCGUAAGUACGUGUGCGACGUGUGUCAGAAAGGGUUCUACACCAGCAGUACGAUGCUGUCGCACCGGCAGAUACACGGCGAAAAGAAGUACCAAUGCAGCACGUGCGCGAAAAAGUUUCUGCGCCAGUCGGACCUGCUGAGCCACCAGAUGACCCACUCCGACGAGCGACCGUACGGUUGUGGCGAGUGUGAGAUGCGUUUUAAGUGCCGUAGCCACCUGCGCGAUCAUCAAACCGUGCACACGGGCGAACGUACGAAGAAGUGUAGGAUUUGCGGGAAAGGAUUUGGUACGUACGGCGAUCGGCGUGUGCACGAGUUGCGGCACGAAAAUGUACAUCCCUUCAAGUGUGGCUAUUGCAGCAAAACGUACGGCCGGAACUACAAGCUGCAGGUGCACAUACGGAAAGAGCAUACCAAGGAGCGUCCGUUUGCGUGUAGUGAUUGUCCGGAACGUUUCUUCCAACGGUGGGAAAUGUUGGGCCAUCAGAGGGUUGAGCACGGCAAGAUGGAAGGCAUCGAGAGCGUCGAACUGGAGACGGAGUUGCAUGAUACCUGAAAGCAAUAAACAAAACUUUUAUACUUCACCCAUUAGACAAA
This is a messenger RNA of Anopheles gambiae (African malaria mosquito), 3479 nucleotides long. RefSeq names its product zinc finger protein 780B. Gene Ontology annotation, biological process: regulation of transcription by RNA polymerase II. Gene Ontology annotation, cellular component: nucleus. NCBI's taxonomy places the organism in Eukaryota, Metazoa, Arthropoda, Insecta, Diptera, Culicidae. The transcript has 5 exons. Gene Ontology annotation, molecular function: DNA-binding transcription activator activity, RNA polymerase II-specific; RNA polymerase II cis-regulatory region sequence-specific DNA binding; zinc ion binding. The record is from RefSeq and is a predicted model, not a curated record. The coding region runs from base 202 to 3438 and encodes 1078 amino acids.